AUGUGGAUACAUCCUGAGGAUGAAGCAACAUAUGAAAAUAUUUUCAAAGUGCAAGCGGAUCAUUGUCAAGAUCCUAAUGCAAUUCUCCUUACACAAGAGGAGAUCUCAAACUUGGUGUUUAAGAAGAAGUCUAGUAUUGUAAAAGGACUUGGCAUGAGACCUUCCUCUUCUCUAGUAACCACCGUCUCCUCUAAUUCAUCGGUGGAGUAUAUCCAACGGUUAGAAAAUGAGAUAAUUGAGCUCAAAGAGGCAAGAGCUAAAGAUCAAGAGGAGCGAGCUAAGGACCAAGAGGCACAAACUAAGCAAGAUGAGGUCCAAAAGAAUAUUCUUAACUUUUUGAGGAGCAAGGGUUAUGAUGAUGCUCUUACUUAUGGAGAUUUCUUAUUGGUGGCUUUUAGAGGAUUUACUUUUGGUAUUACUUGAAGACAUAUGGGGAUAUCUUCCGUUAGUUUUAAAAUAGGGUUUAGGUGGAGUUAUUGUAUGUAUUGCAAACAAUUAUUGUAU
This is a messenger RNA of Quercus robur (English oak), 504 nucleotides long. RefSeq lists its product as uncharacterized. Bases 1 to 423 code for a protein of 140 amino acids. The record is from RefSeq and is a predicted model, not a curated record. The transcript is spliced from 3 exons. NCBI's taxonomy places the organism in Eukaryota, Viridiplantae, Streptophyta, Magnoliopsida, Fagales, Fagaceae.